GUGUAAGGCAUAAUAGAUUUAUGUCCAUAAUGUGCAUGCUGUCUCAAUUUUUUACAGAUUUAUGCAAAAUCAUAAUGAAAACACCUUGAGAAUGGAUGUUAUUUGUACUGAUUUGAACACAGGAUAUUUCCAGAUGGAAAAUGAGGCAUGCUUCUAAGAAGCAUAUUGACCAUGAGGAAGCCCACGUGUUACUGACCAGUUUUUACUAGUCCUGCCGAAGAAAAUGAAGCCACGUUUCAGCUUUGCCGAUCCUUUUCCCACCCUGUUGGCUGAAUGAGAAAUGGUUGUGUGAUUAUGCUGACAGCCCAGCAUGCAUUUGGUAGACCUGUGGUUAACUCGUUCCCUCUCCAUGUGUCUGCUCUUACAAAGUUUUGUCCUCAUGAUACUGUGCUUUCAUUCUGCCAGUAUGUGCCCAAAAGGCUGCCUCUGUUCCCACUCUGGAGGUCUGAACGUCAGCUGUAGCAAUGCAAACCUCAAGGAAAUACCCAGAGAUCUUCCUCCAGAAACAGUCUUACUUUAUUUGGACUCCAAUCAGAUAACAUCUAUCCCCAACGAAAUUUUUAAGGACUUGCACCAAUUGAGAGUCCUCAAUUUAUCAAAAAACGGGAUUGAGUUUAUAGAUGAACAUGCCUUCAAAGGGGUGGCAGAAACCUUGCAGACUCUGGAUUUGUCUGACAACCGGAUUAAAAGCGUGCACAAAAACGCUUUCAACAACCUGAAGGCCAGGGCCAGAAUUGCCAACAACCCCUGGCACUGUGACUGCACGCUGCAGCAGGUGCUGCGGAGCAUGGCCUCCAACCACGAGACGGCCAACAACGUCAUCUGCAAGACCUCUGUGCUGGACGAGCACGCCGGGAGACCCUUCCUCAACGCUGCCAACGAUGCCGACCUCUGCAACCUCCCUAAAAAGACUACUGACUACGCCAUGCUGGUCACCAUGUUUGGCUGGUUCACCAUGGUGAUCUCCUACGUGGUUUAUUAUGUCCGACAGAACCAGGAGGACGCAAGGAGGCACCUUGAGUACUUGAAAUCCCUGCCAAGCAGGCAAAAGAAACCAGAUGAAGCCGAUGACAUUAGCACUGUGGUAUAGUAUUCUGAAUACAAUGACUGCCUUUGUGAUGGAAGCUAGAGCUGGAUGAUGCUGAAACCAGAGGUUUACUUCUAACGUUCAUUGUAAACAUUAAGACUUUUGGGGCUUUUUCUUCCUGUUUAACUGAAUAACGCCACUGUUGAGCUUUCUAACAGAAAGUUUUGUCUGGGUGGUAAACUUCAAUUAUUUCUCUGGUGGUAUCCUAAAGCAAGUGAACUAAUAUGUAAACAUUAGUUUAGACCCAUUCCACUAUUUAAUAACGAAAUUUAUUUUUUUAAUUUAAAAACCAAAUAAAAGCUUAAAUUUGAACCAUGUAAA
Messenger RNA from Parus major (Great Tit), 1408 nucleotides. It is a transcript of the gene LRRC3B, whose product is annotated as leucine rich repeat containing 3B. The record is from RefSeq and is a predicted model, not a curated record. The transcript is spliced from 2 exons. Bases 311 to 1090 code for a protein of 259 amino acids. Lineage: Eukaryota; Metazoa; Chordata; Aves; Passeriformes; Paridae. Gene Ontology annotation, molecular function: protein binding.